Molecule: messenger RNA, 777 nt
Organism: Rana temporaria (common frog)
Lineage: Eukaryota; Metazoa; Chordata; Amphibia; Anura; Ranidae
Product: RING finger protein 224-like
Exons: 1
Coding region: 4-519 (171 amino acids)
Source: RefSeq, a predicted model, not a curated record
ACAAUGUUUCACAGCAACAACAACCCUGAAUGUGGCAACAAGGCGGAGCUGAACAUCACCGGUAGCCUGCCAUACGAUGCCGAAGCAAAACGCAGUAGUCAUAAGAUCGACUGCAUCAUCUGUUUCUCCAACUACAACCUCACCAACAGGCUUCCCAGGCGGCUGUACUGCGGUCACACCUUCUGUCAGGCCUGCAUCCGUCGCCUCGAUUCUGUAACCAACGAGCAAAGAUGGAUCCCCUGCCCUCAGUGCCGCCAAAACACGCCAACACCCCGGGGUGGAGUGGCCAUGCUAGACUUGGACCUAGCUGCCUUUUUAGCAGUGAAGUCUGAGAAGGACAGCCCACGGUCAGCCAGCAAGACUUUAGACACAGAUUCAGAACUCAAAGUUUUUGCAAAGAACGUUCCGAUCAGCAGGCAGCCCACGGGCAGCUGCCAAGAGUCUGUCUCCGAACCACGAUUUCCCAGGAGGAUAUGCUGUAAAAAUUGCUUCUGCUGUCCCUGUUGUUCUUGUGUGUGAGAGAUCCAGAAUACAGUGAAGGCCAACCAGUGGGAAAAAGCAGCGAUGGGAUAUUGUCCAUCAUUAAAAAUUAUCCACAUGCAAAGUGCAAAUAGUUAUCAUCGACCAAUCAGAAUCUCGUUAUACAAGCUGCAGUGGUAGAACAUGGAUUCUGAUUACUUGGUCCGGGUUUUGCUCUUUUCCCAUUCUACUUUUAUGGAAAAGGCCCCCACACAGCACAUGUACUGUAUAUAGUGAAAAUUGCUCAACAUAUUCUAA